Molecule: messenger RNA, 694 nt
Organism: Salvia miltiorrhiza (redroot sage)
Lineage: Eukaryota; Viridiplantae; Streptophyta; Magnoliopsida; Lamiales; Lamiaceae
Exons: 2
Coding region: 44-694 (216 amino acids)
Source: RefSeq, a predicted model, not a curated record
CUAGGGUUGUCUUGGUGCCUUAGAUGGCACCUAUGUCGACGUGAUGGUUGGCAUUAGUGACAAACCGCGAUAUAGAACAAGAAAAGGGCAAAUAUCAACCAAUGUAUUGGGUGUAUGUGAUCGUAACCUGCAGUUCGUGUACGUACUGUCCGGUUGGGAAGGAUCUGCCGCGGAUUCUAGAGUCCUAAGAGAUGCUCUUAAUAGACCUCACGGUCUUAAGGUUCCAAAGGGAAACUAUUACUUGUGUGACAAUGGUUAUGCAAAUUGUGAGGGGUUUCUAACGCCCUACAAGGGCGUUAGAUAUCAUCUAAAAGAGUGGGGUCCCACAGCUGCAAGACCCCAAAACAAGGAGGAGCUUUUUAACCUCCGGCAUAGUAAGGCUCGUAACGCCGUUGAACGAGCUUUUGGGAUCAUGAAGAUGAGAUGGGGAAUUCUCCGGUCUCCAACAUUUUAUCCUAUAAAAGUUCAAAAUAGACUAAUCAUGGCGUCCUUUUUAAUUAACAAUUUUAUCCGUAUGGAGAUGCCCGUUGAUCCAAUAGAGCAGGAACUUGAUGCGAUGGAACAAGCUAAUGCUAUAGGUGUAGCAGUGGGACCUGAUGAGUACAUCGAUACUGUUGAGUCAUCUCCCCAGUGGAAUGCAGCCCGAGACGAUUUGGCCGAGGGGAUGUGGCUCCAGUAUAUUAGCACUAUAUAG